Messenger RNA from Cordyceps fumosorosea ARSEF 2679, 2559 nucleotides. Its product is annotated as PAB1 binding protein. Gene Ontology annotation, molecular function: RNA binding. NCBI's taxonomy places the organism in Eukaryota, Fungi, Ascomycota, Sordariomycetes, Hypocreales, Cordycipitaceae. The record is from RefSeq and is a predicted model, not a curated record. Gene Ontology annotation, cellular component: cytoplasmic stress granule. The coding region runs from base 1 to 2559 and encodes 852 amino acids. Gene Ontology annotation, biological process: cytoplasmic stress granule assembly. The transcript is spliced from 3 exons.
AUGCCACCAAAAAAGGAUGCUGCUUCGUCUGGCGGCAAGGGUGAGGGCCGCGGACAUAAUGGUAAUCGACCCGGCUUUCGAACCGACACAGCCAUUUCGAACCGAGCCGCCGCUGGAGAACGAGUCCUUCAGCCCUGGGUCCCAGAGUCUACCGACGGUCUCGAUGCCAGUCUAGAAGGGCCCACGGGGAGCGGUGCUUGGGACCAAUUCGCGGCAAACGAGCGUCUUUUCGGCCUCAAGACCGAUUACGACGAAAAUAUCUACACGACUGCUAUCAACAAAAGCCACCCGCAGUAUCGCGAAAGAAUAGCUGCCGCUGACAGAAAGGCGCGCGAGAUCGAACGAAGUGUCCCCACGACCGCACAUGUGGCCGAAGAGCGAGUGAUGGACUUCAAUGGCACGAGUGGCGGAGACGAGAACGAAGAAGAGAAAUACAGUGGCGUCCGCCGACAAGACUUUCCGCCUCUUGGUAGCGGGCGCGAGAACCGCUAUACACCUCCGGCGAAGAGAGCCCCGGCCGCGCAGUCAAAUGUUAAAGGCGCUCCUGUGGAUCCUGCCAUUAUUUCUUCGCAGAUAAAAGCUCCGCCAAAGAAACAAACACCAGUCCCCUCUGAUCAGUCUCGUGCUCAACCUUCCAUUCCUCCGAAAAACGAGACCGCUACCCAGCAACAUCUAUCCAAAGCCGUGAAUUCGCAAGCAAUUCAAGAGAAACCCACAGGUUCUCCAAUUGCACAGCCAAAGGAUACCAAAACAUCAGAGACCAAGAUGGCUGAGGGCCCUUCUGCUGCUACCUAUACUGCCGCUAUCGCACCCAAAGUUGCAUCUGGCGCAGCUGAGAAAACUUCCCAGCCAAGCGCCACGCUAACUGUUGAGCGUGAUGUUCUGAACUCGUUCAAAACUUUCGCUACUCAGCAGAGAAUCAACGCUGAAAAGGUUCGAAACAGCAAGGCCAAGGCUGACAAGGAAGUCAAGCUCACUGAGUUGCGAAAAUUCGCGACAAAUUUCAAGCUCUCAACGCCCGUUCCAAACGAUCUUGUGUCCAUCAUUGCAAAAGAUCCCGUCAAGCAAAAGGAAAUUCAAGCUCGAGCCAUCAAGAACGCCGAAGAAGUCGCAAGAUCGAAAGCAGUCUCCUCUUCCAAGAGCUCCCCCGCCAGUGGUAAAGAUACCCCUCCAAAAAGCAGUGAGCAAGGUACGACCAUGCCUCCUGUUACCGACCCACGAAACUCGCGUGCUCCUGCAGGGCCGCACACAGCUUCGCCAGCUGGCGCGGCAAAUCGGCAUACCGGACCUCGCCAACCCUACCCUCAGCAAUACCACGGCCAGGGAUACAGGAACAACCGUAACGGCCCACACAACAUGCCUACUCAGCAGACAGGUAGCCUAGCCCAGCGGCUGCGCAAUGUUGAACAGCAGAAGUACUCGCAGCCACCCGCUGUCCAGCAGCCAUCCGCUAGUCAAGACACCCGCGCACCACCCACUGGGCCUGCUGGCACAAAUGAUGCAAACUUCAACCGUCGACAUAGCGCUCUUCCAGGCCACAUGAGUGUGAAGCUAAAUCCUAACAGCCAUGAGUUCCGACCAAGUCCAUUUGCUCCGUCUUUCAACCCCAUCAACCAGGUGAGCGCAAGCUCGAGCCCUCGCACCGCUGCCAACACCGUUACCGACUCAAGCGCUGCUGCUGCUGUGACCGGGCAACUUAUUCGACGCAAGACUCGAGCCGUCGAUGCCAAGAAGUGCUGCAUUCUUUCGCACAUUAAGAAAAUUGCUCCGCCCCAGGGCCGCAACUGGGACGACAAUGGAGGCUUGCGACCUUCUUACGAUACUCUUCCCACUUGGCGACAGCUUCGAGACGACGAGAAGGCUGACUCGACGAUGCACCUUACGUACAAGGCGCGCUUGGAACGAAACCCAUUUUCCGAAGCCUCAAUGGCGACCCCCAAUCCAUCGCCUGCAAUGCCUCAUCAACACCAGCUGCCUUUCCAUCUUCAGCAUGGUUCGCAUAACAUGGGCCAGCGUCAGUCUCCCGCCAUGCCACCCAUGCAAAUGCACACGCCUCAUCACGGGCCGGGCCCUCAUGGCCAGUAUGGAACUGAUGAUCACCGCAUGAUGCACUCGAAUUCGCAACAAUCCUUUGCUUCACCUCGCAUGACACAAAUGCCGAUGGUCUACAACACACCUGGCCAGGUGGUGUACAACCAACCAGUUUAUAUGGGUGGAGGUGCACCCCAGAUGGGCCAGUACCGAAGUUUCUCCAACAACCACCCUCAAUACGCACCGCCCCAAGGGCCUAUGAUGAUGCAACCGCACUUUAUGCAUGGGCCGCAGGGAAUGGUUGGCGGUCCCCAACUGAUGUAUCCCGGUGCCCAUGGACAGUUCAUGCCACCUACCGGCCCGCCACAACCAGGACCUGUAGCAAAUGGAUACCCCAGCCCGGGACGGCCUUCAGCGCCGGCUAUGGCUCAUCAAGGAUCACAACAGGGCCAACCGAUGUAUAGCAUGAGUCCGAGUGUGCAGUACAACCAACCUGUCUACGGACCAGGCCAGGGCGGCGGCCAGUGA